CCGAUAAAACAUAAACAAACCUACCGCACGUUCGUUCACAAACAACAGCCACGAAAUUCAAAACCACUCCGAAAGAAAACGAAAAAAAAAUACUGCGUGUGAAAUAAAGCAGACUGCUCGUCGAAUAGUUGCCGUUAUUGGCUAAAAAUAAAUACAGCAUUCAACUGGAUUGCGCUAGCUGGCCGUUACAUUCAAAACGCAAACGAUAUUCAAACGGCAAACAGGGAAGUAGCUACCCGCAGAGAAUGAAAACGUUACGCAUGCAUCGUCUAUAAAAAGCUGUACGGCUAAAAAUAACAACCACCAUUCUCCCCGAUAAGUAUGUAAUAUUUAUGCAUUUUGCUGUCUUUCUUUUGCGUCCGAGAGAAACAACACAAACCGAAAAAGAGCAUAGUACAGCCAAAGGAAUAGGAACCCCUGAUUAACAUACUUUUUUUUCUCUCUCUCUUCUCGUGCGUAGUUCCAGCCCUUUCACAAACAACCACCGCCUGUCCCGUGAAGCGGUAAACCGACGAGCGUUAUUUUUAAAAAUCCACCACCUUUUAGCUGUUAAUUAGAACAACGAAAGGUUGAGAAUACCGUGUUGCGUGCGGGAGACUUUGUGAAAGAAAGGCUGACAAUUGUUGGUGGUUGCUCGGAGCUGUACUUGCAAACCAUUAGUUGGUUAGUUGUGGUGUCUGAUUGUUGUCUAGUUUGACGCUUGCUCUCGCGUUCUCCGUGUCCUGUGCGAAGCAUGAAGAAAUCCAUUCAUCGACGGGGGGAUGUAAUACUGCAGGAGAAACCGUUCGUCUGUGUGCUGGAUCCUCGUUAUCGUGAUUCACGAUGUGACCGUUGUUUUAAGGAAACCAAAGUGAUGAAAUGUUCCAACUGUCUGUACGUACGGUACUGUGGCCGUUCAUGCCAAAAGGAAGCAUGGCCCAACCAUAAAGAGGAAUGUGAAAAGCUAAAAGUACUACCAUCGGGUCUAAUCGUACCAUCCGCAGCACUGAUGAUGGCAAGGAUUGUGCGUCGUCUACUGAAAGGCGGUGACACCCAUAAAGGCUACUACACCUCGAAACUUUACCGCAAAUUCAGCGAUCUUAUGCCACAUGAGGAAAACAUUCAACAAGAUUCCAAAAGGAUGGAUCAUUUCGGUACACUGUUCGUGGUGCUGCAGCGAUUGUUGGAUGAAGCGGCAAGACCGACCAAGAUGGAAUUGCUUCGAAUCUACGGAAAGAUGUGUAUAAACACAUUCAAUAUUCUGGACAACGAAAUGAAUACUAUCGGGACGGGCAUGUACAUCGGUGCUUCGAUCAUCGAUCACAGCUGUCGGCCGAAUGUGGUAGUUUCGUUCGAUGGAGAAACGCUACAGAUGCGACUGCUGGAAGACUAUCCGGAGCAGGAGCUUGAUUUUGGCAAGCUUUUCAUUUCGUACAUCGACCUUAUCGAUACGACCGACGUUAGAAGGGAACAGCUUGCCGAACGGUACUACUUUCGAUGCGAAUGUGACCGCUGCCGGGGUGAGCAGGAGGAACAGAAGCGUAUGAAUGCUGCCGCAUGUCCGAAUAGCAAAUGCGAACAACCGCUCGAUCUGAACGAUCCGGAGCUGGUACAAUGUGCUGUUUGUGGUACAUCCGUUACACAUUCCGACCGGGAAACGUUCAACGAAAUCAGCAGUUUCACACGGGAUCAUUUAGCGCAAAUGAAAAGCGUUGCAUCUACAGAUCUCGACGUUAGUCGGUUGUGUUUACAGAAGCAGGAAAAUGUUCUACACCGCUACAAUGUGCACCACAUCAAAACGCUAGAAAAUGCAAUGGAAAGUGCACUGAACUUGGAGAAAUGGAACGAAGCGACCGGAUACGCACUGAAGCUGCUAGAUGGGUUUCGACACUACUACAGUCCAUACCAUCCGAUGCUUGGGUUAACGUAUCUAAAGAUUGGUAAAUUGCAGCUGUACGAAUGUCACUUUGCUGAGGCACUCAAACACCUUCAACAGGCGGCCAAAAUUUUGCGUGUCACGCACGGUGAGCAGGCCGAGCUGUACAAACGUGUGCUGAUACCAUUGCUGUGCGAUGCGGCACAAGGAGAUCUUGGCCAUCUUUCGAUAGCGUCUAACUAAUUAAACCGGCUUUAUAGGGGGAAAACCCCCCGUUUAACUAUUAUCUGUUUCGGGAUUUUAUCCUACAAAAAAAUAAACGUGAUCAAGGAUAAACUAUA
This is a messenger RNA of Anopheles funestus (African malaria mosquito), 2196 nucleotides long. It is a transcript of the gene Smyd3, whose product is annotated as histone-lysine N-methyltransferase SMYD3. Lineage: Eukaryota; Metazoa; Arthropoda; Insecta; Diptera; Culicidae. Gene Ontology annotation, cellular component: nucleus. Gene Ontology annotation, molecular function: protein binding. The transcript is spliced from 5 exons. Bases 734 to 2098 code for a protein of 454 amino acids. The record is from RefSeq and is a predicted model, not a curated record.